Molecule: messenger RNA, 2310 nt
Organism: Trichosporon asahii var. asahii CBS 2479
Lineage: Eukaryota; Fungi; Basidiomycota; Tremellomycetes; Trichosporonales; Trichosporonaceae
Exons: 11
Coding region: 1-2310 (769 amino acids)
Biological process (GO): proteolysis
Molecular function (GO): calcium-dependent cysteine-type endopeptidase activity
Source: RefSeq, a predicted model, not a curated record
AUGGCCUUCAACACGUACAAUGAGGGUCUCAAAAUCGCUUCCGUGCCUAGUCGGGCCAUUGCGGCCGAGUCGUCGAUAAGCUCGCUGUCUCCGCUCACGUCUCCGCUACCGACACUGAACAAGGCGUUUCAGCUUUAUAUCUCCGCAGCAGAAGCCUACUCACAUCUCUUGUCGUCCGCGCUGGUCGCAAAGACCGACCGCCCGACCGUCACGAAGAAAUGGCGCUUGGUGCUCGAGCGAGCGGAAAAGGUCAAGAAGCGGAUUACUGAGCUCGGUGGACGCGUUGGAGCGGCUGAGAUAGACGACGAGGCCGAGGAAGCAGCUGUCUGUCGCCGUGCGUCCAGGUUCAACAACGUAGUGGCCGAGCUGUGGAGGGCCCCUCCGCCCGAUCGCGAAUUCGUCGGCGACCGAUAUCGGGACCAGACUCAACCAGAGUUGGCUGACGAGCAACUCGCACACGACCCAGAAUGGGCAGAGGUUUCCCCGUCGCUAUGGGAUCUGAAGGGAGCAGACUGGCAAGUCAGCCAGGGUCCAGGUGCGGACUGCAGUGUCACUGCUGGAAUUGGCUCCUGCCUUGCUCAUAAUGAGCGCUGGGGGACGACUGAUGCAUUGUACCCUCAAGCGGUUUCAGGACAACCGAGGCGAUCAGAGAACGCGAAACACGUCGUCAAGCUCCUUCUGAACGGAGCGUGGAGAAAUAGGCCACUGCACAUCACAGCUCGGAACAACACUUCCCCAUUGGGACCUGCAUGGAUCCCGAUUGCAGUGAAGGGCUACUUCAAAGCGCGCGGAGGCUACUCGAUACCCGGGAGUAACCCAGCGCCGGACAUUUACGCGUUCACAGGAUGGAUCCCGGAGCAUCUUGACCUGAACAGUGGCUUCCGACGGGAAAAGGAGUGGAAGCGGUUGUAUGAUGCUUGGCAAAAGGGCCAGGUAAUCUUGACGCUCGGAUCCGGAGUGAACGUCAGCGAGGGCAUGGUACCGCUGCACGCGUACGACAUUCGCGAGACUGACGGUGACCGCCGGUUGGACAUCUUUGAUCCGGGGCUUGCUAGAGCCGAUCAUACGCUAGCUGAGAAGCUCGAGGGCAUGGACCUCAAUGGAGAACGGGCGAAUGGGUUCACCUUCUCUAUGAGCUGGGACGAGGUGUGCAGUAAAUUCGAGACCCUCAAUCUUAACUGGGACCCCGCCCUGUUACCAAACACGAUUUCCAGACACUGGUCUUGGCCAAAACCCGAAGCUCUUGAUGUUGAGACAGACAAUCUCUCUCAGAUGUGUCGGCAAAACGUGCUCGACGAUGUCGCUUUGCAUGUGUUCCGUGACUACACGAAGGGCGGACAGGGCCGUGAUAAAGGCCGGAUCAUCACCUCGGCACACCAGGAAACUGUACGUUACAUCGUCUUCGGCGCUGACUCCCAGAACCCGUACACCAACGCACUGCACACUCUCGUCCGCCUGCCUUUACGAGAGGGAGACAAUAUCUUCAAUGUGCUCGCUUCCCGUGACCGUGGACAUUUCCAGACGGGCUUCACCCUCACUGCUUUCGCCUCCCAGGACACGCAGUUGAAUUUGAGCAGAGUUAGCCUGGCUCUUCCGUUCAGUGAAACUUACAAGCUCACGGUCGGCCAGCCCACGAACGGCGCUGCGGGCGCCAAGAAGUCGACCCUGCGGCUAGAGCUGCAGGGCGCGAAGGAUAUGGCGUGGAACGUGAAGCUGCUGUGGGGCAACGGCGAACGUGUGUACGAUGACACGAUCGUGGUCGCUUCAGGUGCAUAUUCGUACGGCAUGGCGUAUUGCGAUAUCUCGGACGUCGAUGCCGGAACGUACACCGUUCUCGUUUCCUCGUACGAGCAGGACGACACGGGCCCAUUCACACUGUGUGUCGAGUCCUCGUCUCCGAUUUCGCUGUCGCCGAUUCCGGCGGAAGGUGCGGGCAUGUUCAGUCGAUCAGUCUCUGGGAAGUGGGACGAGACCACUGCCGGUGGUCGCCCGAGUGGUAACCAGUACGAUCGCAACCCGCACGUCGAGGUCGUGUUCUCCACGCCGGCGACGCUACAAGCACGGCUGCACCUGCCGACGCCGGGACCGAUUCCCAUCAAUCUGACGCUCUUCAGACGAGGUGUCGGAAACGAGCUUGGCGAGCUAGUCGCUACGAGCGGGCCGUACGUCGAGCGGAUGAGUGGUGUCUCGAUCGGGCGAACCAAGCUCGGCCCCGGCGUGUACGUGUUUGUGCCAUCGACGUAUGGGACGGGCGAGCUCGCGGACUGGGUGCUCGACGUAUGGGCGGACGCGGCGUUCAGCGUGGACUAG